Molecule: messenger RNA, 463 nt
Organism: Paraglomus occultum
Lineage: Eukaryota; Fungi; Glomeromycota; Glomeromycetes; Paraglomerales; Paraglomeraceae
Source: the annotation of a GenBank genome assembly
UUCUCCCAUAAGAGCUCCCUCACCUAUAUCACCACUUAUGUUGCCUUCGCUUUCAACUCCUCCAAUGUCUGACGACGAGUCUUCCGAUUUAUCAUCACCUUCGACGCCAAUUGACUUGUCUCAGCAACCAAUAUAUCCGUCUCCAUACUAUCUACUUCGACACCAGCAACUACUACUUCUUGGAAUGCGUCGUGCUGCCGUUGGAUUAAAAUUUCUACUGUACGCUAAACGAUUAAAUGAACUAGAAAAGAAACACCCCAACAUUGACUAUGAUUCGGAUUUGUAUUUGGGCAUGAGAGAGGACGAGUUGGAAAGCUACGAUAAUAGUAAGGACAUUGAUGCUUGCUCUAGUCAGAGCGAACGUGAAAACAAGGCCUACAAUAGGAUAAGAAAGAAGUCACUUGUUUUGCAUUCAUAUGACCUCUUGCGUUUCGAUAAUAAUAAGCGGACUAUUGUAAAAUAA